Medioppia subpectinata is the source of this 789-nucleotide messenger RNA. Lineage: Eukaryota; Metazoa; Arthropoda; Arachnida; Sarcoptiformes; Oppiidae. The record is from the annotation of a GenBank genome assembly.
CAGUUUAGUCCUGAAAAUGAAGAAAAUAGUUUCCCAUUGAAUAGAGAGCUCGUGAAUAAUGGUUGCGAAAACGAGUCGUCGAUAACGAGUCUAUCGGACAGUCGCCGGACGAGCACUUUCGACAUUACGGAAGUCAGUUCUAUCGCCGAAAUGCGUUCAAACGCUUCUUAUGCCGAACACAGAGAGUCGACGGCCAGCGAUAGACUCACUGUUUUGGAGACUAACGAUUGCGGCAUUGGUUUAAACAUUUGUAACUAUAUAUUCAAAUUGUCGGCCGAAGGGGACAACACUUUUGCCAAAGCUGUCGAUCACUUCAUUCAAUGCACACAAGAAACUAACGAAACGAAUCCUAUUAUAGUGUUGCGAAACAUUAGGCAAUUCAUGAAUGGGAUGAAGAACUAUCUCGUAAAACACGGUGAGGGAGAGCUCAACCAAAUGGUCGAACGGGAGAGGACUAAACUUAAGUCUAACGAGUUCUUGAACAUUGACGCCAUAUUGGAGAGCGCUUUGCAUCGACUCGUCAUUAAGCCGUUGAAGAAUUUUUUAUACCAACUCUUCAUCAAUGAGUACAACCGAAACGGUUCGCUAAAAGUGUUGUCGCGAAACAUAAAAGAGGCGCAAACCAAGAGUCCGGAAGAGUUGGGCGUUCGGCCGGAACUGUUGCCCAUCGACCACAAAGUGAUGGCAGAGAUUCAGAAGCAUUUAUGUCGUCUGCAACAGUCGUAUUCACCCCUCAAAAAGUUGGAGUAUUUAUUGUCAAGCUAAAGUACGUAAAUAUUGUCGCAAGCA